Molecule: messenger RNA, 1485 nt
Organism: Penicillium bovifimosum
Lineage: Eukaryota; Fungi; Ascomycota; Eurotiomycetes; Eurotiales; Aspergillaceae
Product: Zn(II)2Cys6 transcription factor
Exons: 1
Coding region: 1-1485 (494 amino acids)
Biological process (GO): regulation of DNA-templated transcription; DNA-templated transcription
Molecular function (GO): DNA binding; zinc ion binding; DNA-binding transcription factor activity, RNA polymerase II-specific
Source: RefSeq, a predicted model, not a curated record
AUGACAAGCCCGACAGGCCCAACUCAAUCGCGCGUCCCAAAAGCCUGCGAUCCCUGUAAUCGCCGCAAAGUCCGCUGCAACGGGCAACAAAGAUGUCAGCAAUGCCUGCACCUGGAUCUCCUCUGCACCUACACCGAGAACCGGCUCUCGCGCUCCAGGAAACACUCUCUACGGCGCGGAGCAGUCAUCUCCAAAUACAAGAACUCAAGCAACAACGACACCAUCUCCAAAACCACACUGACACCACUGCUCUCACCACCACUGGCACCUAAACCCUCACCCUCAUCACUCAGUCGCUCAUCCACAUACUUUGAAAGUCUGCUGCCAGACUACAUGUCCUACGUAUACCCAUUCAGCCCGAUAAUCACCGACAGCGAAGUACGGCAGUCGAUACAGAAAAUGGAUACCGAGAGAGAACACGCAGCUUUCAUCUACGCCUUUACGGCUGUAACACUGGAUUUAACGCGAUCGUCACAUUCAAACUGCGCGAAACCAGCAUCAGGACCAACCUCAGCACCAAAUUCAACGCAAAUAACCGACCUAAUGCGCCAAUCGGUCGAAUCCCAACAACCACUCGUAAUCGGCUGUCGACCAUCCAUUCUCCGCGCAACAACCAGUAUCUUCAUACAGAUGUGCGCAAUGAGUCUAGGCCACUACGAUCUAGGCUUCUUCUACCUGCGCGAAGCAAUAAGCAUGAUCCACAUGCUACGGAUAAGCGACAAGACCGCACAAAGCGCUCUUAGUCGCCCCGAGCGCGCCAGACGGCAGCGUCUAUACUGGCAAUGCUUCAUCCACGAGCGAUUCAUGUCAAUUGUGUAUUUCACGCCUGUCACGCUACCUCCGCAUUCGCAGUACCCGGAAGAAGACGAGACCGUGGAAGCGGGCAUCCAGCAGGGAUGGACGCAGGUGAUUAAGACGUUUUGUAUGCUUGAUGCGGCGUUUAUUAGUCUUUGGAUUGGGGAUAGGUCGCAGGUGAGCGCGGAGUGGGUGGAGGGGAAACAUAAGGAGUUGGAUGAUGGGGUUUGGGAGGUGGAGGUUUCGGCGUUGUCGGAGUUGCAGCAGGCGGAUUUGGUGGUUACGAGGCAGUGGAUGAGGACUUUGUUGUGGCAGAUGGCUAUGUCGAAUUGUUUGCUUAGUUCGCAUGCGUCUUGUCCUUCGUUGGAGUUGGAGAUGCCGUUGAGGUUGUCGGUGCAGUUGAGGAGGUUUUUGACGAAGAUUUCGCAGAAUGUGAUUCGUGUCCAUGGCUCGGCUAUGAUUAGCAAGUUGUUGGAGAUUGUUAAUACGAUUGCUGAUGUGGUCAUUCAUGUGCCGCAGGCUACGGAGGAGGAGAUCAGGUGUCGCAUUGAUGAUAUUGUGUUUUUGCAGGGGAUUGUGUUGUCAUUUCAUAAUUUGCAGGUCAUGCCGAAGGAUAUUCUGUUGGAUAAGUUUCGGUUGAUUCGGGGCAGGUUUCCGCAUAUUGAGGUAGCCAUGCAGUUGGCUAUUUAG